UGUGGGUUUUACCAAAACAAGCAAAGGAUGAGGUUAUCGUAUGAAUUUUAAUAAUAUUUUGUUUCUUUUUCUAGGUGGGGUUUGAGGAACUUGAGGGAAAGAGAGGUAAGAUGAAUAAGGAAAGGGGUGUGUCUGUUUGGCCAUUGGAGAGUAGAAAAUAAAGGGAAAGAAGGAAAGAAAGAAGAGAGGAAAUGGAAAAAAAGGCAUUACAAAACAAGGAGGGGACUGUGCAAUAGGAAUCAAUCAAACACAGACAUCCACUGCUUCCAUCUGGGUCGUCUUUAGUCUGCUCACUGUCAUCAGAUUUUUUCCUGCAUCUUUGCCUUGUUUUGCCUCUACAAGAUUUUCUUGAUUUUGCCUAUUUUUGUGAGAUCUCAUUCUCUCAAUCUCAUUCCCUUCAUUCCCUUCAAUCCCUUCUAUUGCAUCCUCUCAGCUUGCUGUGUUGUGUACUGUGUCUGGUUUUCCGCAGUUGGAGAGUUUCAACUGGGUUUCUGGAGAUGGUGAGAGGAAAGACUCAAAUGAGGCGUAUAGAAAACGCCACAAGUCGGCAAGUCACCUUUUCUAAGCGGAGGAAUGGCCUCUUCAAGAAGGCCUUCGAGCUCUCCGUGCUCUGUGAUGCUGAGGUUGCGCUCAUCAUUUUCUCUCCAAGAGGGAAGCUCUAUGAAUUUUCCAGUUCCAGUAUGCAGGAGACAAUAGAACGAUAUCAACGGCACACAAAAGAUGUUCAUACCAACAACUACAAGACUACCGAACAUAACAUGCAGCAUUUGAAGCAUGAAGCAGCAAAUAUGGCAAAGAAGAUAGAGCUUCUUGAAAUUUCCAAACGGAAACUCUUAGGAGAAGGUUUGGGGUCAUGCUCCAUUGAAGAACUACAACAGAUAGAACAACAGUUGGAGCGCAGCGUAAGCAGCAUCCGAGCAAGAAAGAAUCAGGUUUUCAAGGAACAAAUCGAGCAACUGAAAGAAAAGGAGAAAGCCCUAGCAGCUGAAAAUGCAAUGCUGUGUGAAAAGUGUGGGGUGCAACCGUAUCAAGCUCCGAAUCAAGAGAAUGAAACUUUGCCUAGUGCAGACAGAAGCCAAAAUUCAGAUGUCUCCACUGACUUGUUCAUUGGACUGCCUGAGGGGAGAGCCAAGCGCCUCCUAUUGGGAAACUGAUGAAGGGGUCCAUGCUCAGCAACACUGCUAUAUACUAUGAGUUGCACCAGCGCGAGCAAUGAUUCUAGUAUCAGUCGUACGUGUAGUAAGAGUAAUGUUUUGUCUAUUGAAUACACUCAAUGGUCGGUAUGAUCAGAAGAAUACUUUCUCAGAAAAUUGUAUUAUGAUGUAAAUUACCCUGCAUUAAAUUUCACAAUGUGCUUUUCUCCUGUAAUGUUUUUAUGGUGACGCCACCCCCUCUUGAUAUACCUCUGCCCUAUUGUCGCUCA
Vitis riparia (riverbank grape) is the source of this 1423-nucleotide messenger RNA. Its product is annotated as MADS-box protein SOC1. Gene Ontology annotation, biological process: positive regulation of transcription by RNA polymerase II. The transcript has 7 exons. Gene Ontology annotation, molecular function: DNA-binding transcription factor activity, RNA polymerase II-specific; protein dimerization activity; RNA polymerase II cis-regulatory region sequence-specific DNA binding. The record is from RefSeq and is a predicted model, not a curated record. NCBI's taxonomy places the organism in Eukaryota, Viridiplantae, Streptophyta, Magnoliopsida, Vitales, Vitaceae. Gene Ontology annotation, cellular component: nucleus. The coding region runs from base 498 to 1154 and encodes 218 amino acids.